AUAAUUUUAUAUUUAUUUUUUAAUUUAGAGUACAAUGGAGACGUUUUUUUGCAAAUGUGCAAACGUUACUAUUAAUAUAGUAUCUAUAAAAAACUCUAAUAUUGAGAUAAAAGACUUGGUUCAUAUUGAAGAUGUAGAAAAUAUUGUAAGGCCAUUCUUCAAAAAUAAAUUAAUUGAAGUAAUCCCUGCAGCUAAUGGAAUAGAAGUGGCUCAAAAUAUCCUAUUGUUACAGAGAUCUGUUAAUGGGUGGAAAGUUUCUUUAUGCCUUAAUUGUGGUUGCUAUACCCAUGCCACUAAUCAAGAUCAGAGAUUACUUUUAUCUGAAAAUCUGGAUCACGGGAAAUCAAAGUAUAGCGAAAUACUAAACUCUAAAAAAUUCUCUAAAAUAUUUAAUUUUAAACUUAUGAAUGAGGAUAUACAAUCAAAUACAACACAAAAGAUACAUUUUAAAGAGUUAUCUAAAACGUAUGAACAGUUAGAAGCAUUUUUUAAAAAAGUAAUUUUGUUAGAAGAAGAUGCAGUUAGAGAAAGAAUCAGGAUAUACACUGCAAACCAACUGGAGGAGUUCCAAGAUUUCAAACUGAGAGCCAGUAAUGAAAAAGAUACUUUAAAGAACAGUAUUAAAAGGUUUGAAGACCCUGACGAGUAUGAGAGUUUAUUUGGUUUGGAUGCAGGAACCAAAAGCAUCAUUCGUGGGUCUAACAAUAAGUUUCAAAAUUUAUACAAUGAAAAAACUUAUUCAACCGACACUUUAAAUAGAUCAACUAUUUCAAAUUCAUCACAUUUUCAAGAGUCCAAAUCUCAAAAAUUAACGCAGACAAAAUCACGCUCUCCUAUUAAACGAUCAGAUUCGAACAAUGAAGAUUUCUUUGACUUUGAAGGAUUUCACGAUAGCAAAAGUUAUGAAACAUUUGUUGAAUCAGAUGAUGAUAGCAGUGGUGACACAGCAAGCUUGGAAAGUAGUGGUGGUGGAUUUAGUAUGCAAAUAACUAGUCAAGGGACAAAUUCUAGUGAAAGGAUGUAUGCUACUUCAGUACCUGUAUCCAUACAAAUGUUUAACACCAGAAAACAUUCUUACGAACCAUAUGACGAGGAUGACUUAGAUGAACUUUCGCCAUCUCCUAGUCAUAUUGCUGACUCAAUUAAAGCUUUGGCUAAAAGUGUACAAGAUUCAACUGCUAUGUUUGGAGAACUACCACGCACACGAUUUAAUACGAUUCCGUAUUCGUUGAGAUAGCUUUUUAACUUCUUGUAAUUUACAAAUCUUAAUGUUGGUUACAACUAUGCGAUAUGCGCUUCAAAGUUUAAGUUAUUCAUGAUCUGAAUGCCAACUUUGCUUACCGCAUCAUUUAGUUUGUGAAUGUUGACUUGUCUUGAUAUAUAUUAUAUAUAUAUAACAUUUUUUUGUGAUUUCACAAUACAUUUACUGUUUUGUUAAAAUAUUUUUAAUUGUUAGUUUUAUAUCGAUUGAUUUUGUUUAAGGUUGAUUUGUUAAUAGUAGUUUGAAAAAACCGGUAACCGAUAAGCUUUUAUAAGCUGGUUUGCGGUAAGGAAUCGCCCAUAAAUUACGCAACGCUAAAUUUAUUUAAAAAACAGAAGUAGGGAGACUUUUGGCUCUUUUACGCGGCACUUUUUAUUAAACUUAACGCGCAAUUUUAAUUUUUGAUUUAUUUAAGGCUCUGCGAAGGAAAACUUUUGAUCUCUUACUAGUGAAAUUUAACGUUGCGUCAUUUAUGGACGAUCCCUAAACUGAUUUAUUUUACUUGGGUUUGCCCAAUUUUUUCUUCUUUAAAACUUGUAUUUAUAUUUUUUAUCUUUUUGAAAACUUACUUUAAAACGGCAAUUGUUUUAGUUGUUUGGUCACUUAGUGUCCGGUUGUAUCCGCUUUUAUAAUAGUUGUUUGGUCACUUAGUGUCCGGCUGUAUCCGCUUUUAUUUUUGUAAUCUUUAGUAAAAUUUCCGUUUUUUUGUAAAUUGUUAAAACUUUUUACACUUAAUGUU
Hydra vulgaris (swiftwater hydra) is the source of this 2000-nucleotide messenger RNA. RefSeq lists its product as uncharacterized. The record is from RefSeq and is a predicted model, not a curated record. NCBI's taxonomy places the organism in Eukaryota, Metazoa, Cnidaria, Hydrozoa, Anthoathecata, Hydridae. Gene Ontology annotation, biological process: neurotrophin TRK receptor signaling pathway; negative regulation of protein kinase activity; negative regulation of TOR signaling. Gene Ontology annotation, cellular component: cytoplasm.